AUGUCACCUUUUCGAAGAGUUGCACUCAUCGGUAAAGGCGUUUUGGGCACUGCUGUCCUUGAGCAAUUGUCGAAAAAUGGCUUUGAUGUAACAGUGCUGAGCCGCGACCCUUCUUCUCUCAGUGGACUCCCUAUAGGGGUAUCUACCUCUAGGGUCGAUUAUACUUCUAUCGACAGCUUGGCUAGUGCUUUGCAAAACCAGGAUGCUGUGGUUGCCACCCUUGGAGGAGCUGGGAUACUUGGGCAGAAGGUCAUCAUUGACGCUUGCAUUAAAGCUGGGGUCAAACGCUACAUUCCGUCUGAUUGGGGCUCCAUCACGACGGAUCCCAGGGCACGCUACCUUCCAACAAAUCAUCAUUCGGUCGAAAUCCAGGAUUAUCUGAAGGAGAAAGCCCAAAAGGGUGAACUUGAGUACACGAUUCUAUCAGUCGGUGGCUUCUUCGAUCUUCUCCUGGAUAUGCCGUUCCUGUUGGAUCUCUCCGCCUCAUCGGUCGAGUACUUCGACAAGGGACAACAUCCUUUUAGCGUAACGACCCUUAACGGCGUUGGAAAGGCCCUUGUGGGUGCUCUGAAUGCAUCGGCACAAACUAAGAAUCGGAAUAUUUUCAUUCAUCAAGCCGUCGUCACGCAAGCGAAAAUAGUCUCCAUCGUCAAAAAACAUUCUUCACCUGGACGCCAGUGGCACGAGACAUACGUGGACGCCGAAACCAAGUUCAAGGAAGGUCUGGAUUUAUCUACGAAAAACCCUGGUGAUUUCCGAUCUGUCAUGGCGUUGCUCAAGGCCGCGCUCCUCAGUGGUAAAUUUAACUCGGCAUAUUCUACAGUGGACAAUAGCUUAGUCGAUCUUCCAAUGCUGGGUGACGAAGAAUUGGAGAAUCUGGUGGCUGGAAAGCUUCGCGAAAAGGGACAAUAA
Molecule: messenger RNA, 912 nt
Organism: Aspergillus terreus NIH2624
Lineage: Eukaryota; Fungi; Ascomycota; Eurotiomycetes; Eurotiales; Aspergillaceae
Product: aromatic alcohol reductase
Exons: 2
Coding region: 1-912 (303 amino acids)
Molecular function (GO): oxidoreductase activity
Source: RefSeq, a predicted model, not a curated record